Tachysurus vachellii is the source of this 1955-nucleotide messenger RNA. RefSeq names its product BUD13 homolog (gene bud13). The transcript has 8 exons. Gene Ontology annotation, molecular function: RNA binding. Gene Ontology annotation, cellular component: U2-type spliceosomal complex; RES complex. Gene Ontology annotation, biological process: mRNA splicing, via spliceosome. The record is from RefSeq and is a predicted model, not a curated record. Lineage: Eukaryota; Metazoa; Chordata; Actinopteri; Siluriformes; Bagridae. Bases 60 to 1673 code for a protein of 537 amino acids.
CACGCCCACUUUACGUCGUGGUAACGAAACCCCUGGAAUUUAGUGAACGCCAAAACAAAAUGUCUGCCUCCAAGGGCGCAAUAAGCGCAAGUACUACUAUUUCAAAAGCGGAGUAUUUAAAGCGCUAUUUAUCAAACAGUGAAGAUGGCAAGAAGUCAAAAGAGAAGAAAGUUAAGAAAAAACGUCCUAAACCCGCCGGGAGAGGGAUGAAAAUUGUUGAUGAUGACAUUGACUGGAGGGAACUGGCUAUGAACCAUGAGAAGGAGAACAAGGAUGAAGAUGAGGAGGAGGAGGCACCUGUGAUAGCAGAAAUAAUAGACGAGCGUCCGGACGAAGUCAAGCAACUUGAAAUCUUCAGAACUAACAAGUGGAAAGUGCUUGGAGCCACAAAUGACGAAUCUCAAGAAAUCCUGCAUUCAGAAACAAGCUCAGAGAUCAAAGGGAAUAGAAGCACUCGACAUGAUUCUCCUGAUAGUUCUCCAGGAAGGGGAACACGCCAUGACUCUCCUGAUCUCUCUCCUAAGAGGAAAUCUCGUCAUGACUCUCCUGAUCUCUCUCCUAAGAGGAAAUCUCGUCAUGACUCUCCUGAUCUUUCCCCCAAAAGGAAAUCUCGUCAUGACUCUCCUGAUCUUUCCCCCAAAAGGAAAUCUCGUCAUGACUCUCCUGAUCUCCCAGCUAAGAGGAAAUCUCGCCAGGAUUCUCCACACCUUUCACCUCCCAGACACAGAACCAAUGCCAAAUCCAGAUGGCAUGACCCCUCAUCACCUUCUUCUCCACGUAAAACACAAAAACACCAUCAUAAAGAUUCUCCACAGAGAGCAAAGUCAAAAUCAUCUUCAGGUGGUCGUGUCCCAGACUCAGACCUGUCCCCAGCACGAAGAGGCCCUAACACCAGACGGGACUCUGACUCUGAUCUGUCUCCCCCAAGGAAAAGGGCACAGGGAGGCAGGGGGUCAGAUUCUGACCUCUCUCCUCCCAGGAAGAGGCCACAGCAUAAGCGUGAAUCAGACUCAGAUCUCUCUCCUCCUCGUCGCGCUCGCGUUCCUGCUGCACAGAACGAGCCUCAGAUGUUAUCCGGUGGAGCUGCUGGUCUGGUGUCUUCUGAAACACUACGGAAAGAGCAGGAGGAAAUGCGCAGGAGGGAAAAACACAACCGCCCGCUUGAAGAGGAGUCCCGUAACGCAGCGACUGUUUUUAGAGAUAAAACAGGAAAGAAGCGUGACCUUGAGACUGAGCGUGCCGAACAGAGCAGGAAAGCGGGGGAGAAGGCAGAGAAAGAUGAGAAAUAUGCACAGUGGGGCAAAGGACUGGUUCAGAGGCAGUUGCAGGAGCAGAAUGUGGCUGAUGCACUCAGAGAGGCUCAGAAGCCGCUGGCACGUCACAUUGAUGAUGAAGACCUGGACAAGAUGCUGAGGGAGCAGGAGAGAGAUGGAGACCCGAUGGCUGCACUUCUGCGGAAGAAGAAGGAGAAGAAUGCAAAAACCACAGGCCUCAAAGAUCAACCUCGUUAUCGGGGUCCACCUCCACCCCCAAAUCGCUUCAACAUCAUGCCGGGAUAUCGCUGGGACGGAGUAGACAGGUCUAACGGAUUUGAGCAGAAGCGCUUCAGCAGAAUAGCAGAAAAAAAAGCUGUGCAAGAGGAAGCGUACAAAUGGAGUGUGGAGGACAUGUAAACACUUAUCUGGACACGUGUGUAAGUGCGUGCGUGUGUGUAAGUGCGUCCGUGUGUGUGCGUGCGUGCAUAAAGUGCGUGUGUUUGUACAUGUUUCUCUAAUUCAACGGCAUGGACCAGGUUGUAUAAAUGGACCUCCUUAAAUGAUGAAAACGUCAUUAACUAUCAACCACGGCGAUUGACCAAAACACACAGUACAUAUUGUGAGUUUUAAGGACUUCUGCAGUUGUAUAUGUGUAUCUGUUUUACUUUGUGAGGUUUAUUAAAUGUUGUUUUCGUAACA